UGGUAUUUCCGCACCACGUUUAUCACUCGGCAAUACGAAGCCCAGCCCACCUAUUCCUCUUUACUUUUAUGACCCUCACUGCAAAACAUUACGUACUGUUCUUUCACCCUGACAGUGGCAACAACAGGAGCCAGACCCGUGUCUUCCACCGUCUAACCUUCAGAGGAUGUGAUGCAAUGGUUCAAUUACCAUAAUGUAGGCUGAUAUCAUAGCUUGGAGCCUCAGCCUAUCAGCGCGCUCCGCUCUCACCACCUGCUACGCACCGAAUUCCAUCAUUCCAAGCAUUCCUCCUCCUUCUCGCACUCCACUUCUUCCAAGUCUCCCUUGUUUUUGCCACCGACCUGAUCACAACUAGGACUACUGCUACUGCUACUGUCCUUGCCAGAUCGGGAUUAUCUUAUUUAUCCGUGGAAUUUGAUCAGAAGUUGUUUUUUGUUUUCUUGGAUAUAUUUCUUGCUUCCUGCUUUUGUUUACGGAUACGAACGCACACUGGAAGAUACCAAAGUGGCGCUUGUAGGAGGUAUCCAAGUAUGGAGACACCACUGGAUGUUCUGUCGAGAGCCGCCUCAUUUGUUCAUGCAAAUGAAGAAGAAAGUGAAGGAGCGUUGAGAGCGGACCCCAGACUCCAGGCUCUGUCCCUGUCCUCCACCUCCUCCAUCUCAAACCACCGCACGGGGCCUCCUCCCAUCAGCCCCACUAAGAGGAAACUGAGCGGUGACCAUGGCGACAGCGACAUUGAUGACAAUGAGCACGUGGCCAAGAUGAGCCGACUGUUCGCCGCACAACUGAAGCCUAACGGAGAUUACCGCAGCUCUAAGGACAGCCGCAGCCGGAGCCCUCCUGAGCGUCUGGUGAUGCCCCCCGCCCUGUCAGUGCACUCCAACCACCUGUACGCCCCCCACCCUCACCCCCACCACCUGCCCCUGUCGGCCCCCCUGUCGGCCCUGAGUCUGGAGCAGCCCCUGGCCCUCACCAAGAACAACCACGAGAACAGCCGCGCCAGCAACGUGGUUCCACACACCGUCGUCGAACGCCAACAAAAUCGUCCGUCAGUGAUAACAUGUGCCCCAGCGAACAACCGAAACUGUAACCUGUCCCACUGUCCCGUCUCCCACAACGGCUGCUCCAACCUCAGCAACAACUUCAGGAGAAUCAACACGAACACCGUGUGCGACCCUGUCAUUGAGGAGCAUUUCCGCCGCAGUCUCGGCAAGAACUACAAAGAACCAGAACCCACCACGGCAACCAACACGGUCUCCAUCACCGGCUCCGUGGACGACCACUUCGCCAAAGCACUCGGAGACACCUGGCUCCAGAUCAAGAACAAGAGCAGCCCCUCCUCCUCCGGAAGCAGCCCUAACUCCUCCCCCGACACCCACUCAGCCAAUCACAACCACUCUCCCUCGGUCGUUUCAUGAAGUGGGCGGGUUCUUCGGUUCAGCUCAACCAAUCAGCAUCAAAGCUCCUCCACUGGUCCGCUAACUGCCGCAAAACCCUUCAAAACAGCAUCAAGCCAGCAAUAACUGAACUGAACGACAGAGGACUCUUGUAGUUUGUCGACUGGACUGAUGGGGGCGACUGGUUGCUCCUUGGAUUUGUUCACCGCAUGUUCACGCUUGGAGCUGAGCAAGUCUGUAGUUAUGUACAUACGAGAGAUACAGUGGUGUUUUAAUUAUUAAUUUCUUUACUUUAUUUUAUUGGUUUUUAUUUUAACGGUAGUUUUGUGUUCUGCCUCUGUGUCACGAGAUGCCUGAAGUUUGAAAAAAGACAUAUUACGGAACCAUAUCGCACCAUUCGCCAUCAGCAAAGACAAGAAAUCCAAAUAUUAUUUUCUGGCAUUUCCUCCUAAAUGAAACCACAAUACGACCAUUGCAUUAACAACUUGCGUAUUUUUAGCAACUGAAUUUGAGGUGUGUUUUACCACUAUUAUGAUUGAUACAGUUGUAGUCUGGUACUGCAACGCCCUACACAAACGCAACAACUUUCUGGAUAUUUAAGAAUUCGCUGCCAUGUUGGACAUUUUGUUAGACAUGGUAUUAUGAUAUUGUGCUUCUGCUCCAUAUCAAGUGAUGUUGUUAAAUUUGAAACUUAGAUUUUGACAAUAUUCCCUCCAAUUUUCAUGUACGGACAGAUACUAAAAAUGUUAAAAAUACAGCAGAUACCAGAAAAUUCCAUCUCUUCAAAAUGACUAAAAUGAGAUUCUUACACUAGGCUCAUCCAAUAUCAGGCAACUCCAAUCACCUUGCGGUUUCUCAAUUGAGGCAUAUCUCAUUUAUACUUUUCUGUUUUGUUUUUUGUUUUGUUUUUCAUGCGUUUGUCUCACUGUCCUACAACGUUUGAAGGGUUCCUGAUGCUUACACCUGCAUGGUUUUAUUUUUAGUUGAAAUAGCUGGUAUCUAUUAGUGUUUUGACGCAUUUCAAGAUAAUUAUUAUUCGCUUUUUCAUUCGGACGUUAGUUACUCAUGUUGUUUCAGUAACAAGACACUAUUCAUUCACUGCUGGGUCAGUCGUACUCAUAUUAUUAUUAUGUUAAUAUUACAUUUGUAUGUUGUUUUCAUUAAUAUCAAUAGGCUAACUGACUUCUCUAGUAGACAGCCUCUGGACAGGCUCUCAUCAAUGUUGCUAAUCUCAAAUCUAUCACUGAACGGAGUUUGAGCUGCAGUCAAUCUUAAAAGAUGUUGAUCCAUCGUUGGUACAAACCGCUAACCCCUUUAGCAUCUGAAGUUACAGAAUACAUUGCAUUGUAACACUGAGGAGCAGGAUCAUGCAGUGUUUAGAAUUGCAAAGCACUUGUCUAAUGAAUUGGAUUCUUAGAUGUUCAGUUGUUUGUGCCUAGACUUGGUUAGACUAUUACUUCUUCAACCCCAAAUCUUCAGAGCCUGUGCCCAAGUGAAAGAUGUUCCUCCAAAAGGGAAGCAUACGGGCUUCUUCAGUGCACACACAGUUGAAAUGGUUGGACGAUGUGCACACACAGUGUAAUGCUUUGGACGAGUGUAGUUGUGUACUAUGGGCUUCACUGCAGCUGUGGAUUAGGAGGUGCAUUUGUCAGAUCCAUUUCUGUUGAGUGAGUUUGGUGUUGGUGCGUCCACACAUUCCACCCCUCACCUCUCUGAGUCAAACAGGAGCCCUGCUAAAGAUGACUAAAACUCAGAGACUUUCGACCUGUGUUUAUGGAGGUGGGACUGAGCUGGAGGAGCUGAGCUUCUUCAGUGUUUGUUAGUGCUAAAGUUGGUGGAGGAUGGCUCUCCUGGUGGAUUUGGCCCUGGUUGGGACUGUACUGGUGUUGUGCAUAAACACAGGGAAAGCUGUUGGUGUCCAGAGGAUAUUGUGUUUCUAUUCUUAUUCUUUGAUCAUUUCACUACCGCCUGUAGGUAGUCGACUCUUUGCUUCGGCACACUCCCUACCCUCAGUAGGAGAAUCACUUAAUUAAGACUUUUUAUAAUAGCUAACUAUAAGACCAUCAUUACGCUGUGCGUAACGAAUGUACAGAGAAAGAAUCGUAGGUAUUUUUUGAGGAACAAUUAAUUUGUUAAUGAUAUGUAGCUAUUUAAUUGUUGUUUUCCUGUCCUAUAUUGUAAUCAUUGCAUUUCUCUUGUGAAAAAGUUGAUCUUUUUUGUUUCUAGAUUUGUGUUGUUAGAGUAAGGUUCAAGUGCAGGAACACAGUAAAUGUAUGAAACCACGUUCAGUCUGUGCUGUGGCCGACAAUCGCUACUUCCAUAAAACUCCACUUUCCUUUAUCCGUCUGUGUGGAUCAUCAUCUGUAGUGACCGGAGUCGGAGCAAUAAACUGUGUUUGAGUUUCUGAUGAAACACUGUGAUUUGAAGAGGACUUUUAUCAGAACAUUCAACAGGUCGGACUCUUCUUCAGAAAACCUCUGAGCGAUGGAACAGUCAAACAAAUGUUGUGCAUGGGGCUGUAAUGAUCAAAUCUGAUUUUGUACUUUGUUAUUGGGGGAUUUUUAUAGAUACGAGAAGAUUGUCUCAGUCUUCUGAAGUGGAAGUAGCCUGUACUGUGGUAGUAAUACUCUGAACUGUUAACACUUGUACCAGUUUGUGGCUGUGUCUCCUGAGAAAAGGUUUUGGCAGGCCACCCUUUUGUACGUAAAGUAGCCUUGAUGAACAAUAAAGUGCUUUUAAACCACA
This is a messenger RNA of Boleophthalmus pectinirostris (great blue-spotted mudskipper), 4142 nucleotides long. It is a transcript of the gene vgll4b, whose product is annotated as vestigial-like family member 4b. NCBI's taxonomy places the organism in Eukaryota, Metazoa, Chordata, Actinopteri, Gobiiformes, Gobiidae. The transcript has 6 exons. Bases 531 to 1418 code for a protein of 295 amino acids. Gene Ontology annotation, biological process: negative regulation of DNA-templated transcription. The record is from RefSeq and is a predicted model, not a curated record. Gene Ontology annotation, molecular function: transcription coactivator binding.